This is a messenger RNA of Drosophila erecta, 8430 nucleotides long. RefSeq names its product protein sevenless (gene sev). Gene Ontology annotation, biological process: multicellular organism development; positive regulation of kinase activity; cell surface receptor protein tyrosine kinase signaling pathway. The coding region runs from base 365 to 8002 and encodes 2545 amino acids. Gene Ontology annotation, cellular component: membrane; signaling receptor complex. NCBI's taxonomy places the organism in Eukaryota, Metazoa, Arthropoda, Insecta, Diptera, Drosophilidae. Gene Ontology annotation, molecular function: ATP binding; protein binding; transmembrane receptor protein tyrosine kinase activity. The transcript is spliced from 12 exons. The record is from RefSeq and is a predicted model, not a curated record.
UCGAUCAUCGUUCAUCGUUCAUCGUAUCGUAUGGUAUCGUAGCGCAUCGUAUCGUUCCAGCGCCGUGCUCAAGUUCUCGAGCUGGGGGUUGGACUUGGACUUGGAGCUUGGGGCUUGGUUAAAAAGCCGCCGCUCGCCGGCAAAUCAGUUCUGCUGCGAUCGCGCCACUGCGCACUACGCAACGCUUGGGGAAUCCAGAUAUCUGCGACAAUUCGGCGACUCUGUGUGUUUCAGUUUCGCUUUCAGUCAAAUGCGGCACUAAAAUGUAAAUUCAACAAAAAAGUAAAGAAAACUAACGCUAAUCGAGUGAAGUAAGAGUCCAACACAAGAAAUCGCGAACCCGGGUUGAAGAUCGAGCGCUUCGAUGACUAUGUUUUGGCACCAAAAUGUAGACCACCAGUCGGAACAGCAGGACAAACAGCCGAAGAGUUCGGCUCCCACGAAGAGAUUGAACAUCAGCUUCAAUGUGAAGAUUGCGGUGAAUGUGAACACCAAGAUGACGACCACCCACAUCAACCAGCAGGCCUCCAACUCCUGCAGCUCACCGAAUGGCUCACCCAGCAAGAUUGUGGUACGCCAGCAGAGCAGGUGGUUCGAUCUCCGCCAGCAACUGGCCCGUCUGGGCCGCCAGCUGGCCAGCGGUCAGGAUGGCCACGGCGGCAUAUCCACCAUUCUGAUCGUCAAUCUACUCCUGCUCAUCCUGCUCUCGAUCUGCUGCGAUGUCUGCCGAUCCCACAACUACACGGUGCACCAGAGUCCGGAGCCCGUCUCAAAGGACCAAAUGCGUCUGCUGCGUCCCAAGCUGGACAGCGAUGUGGUCGAGAAGGUGGCCAUCUGGCACAAGCACGCCGCCGCAGCUCCGCCGAGUAUUGUGGCGGGCAUCGCCAUAAGCAGCAGGCCACAGGCGGCGUUGGCCCAUGCUCCAGAGGAUCGGGAUCGGGAUCGGGUUCGGAAUCCGCCGGAGGAGCCGCACGGUGGCGACGAGCGCAUGGUCUUGGAACGCGUGACAAGGGAUUGUGUGCAGCGAUGCAUUGUUGAGGAGGAUCUGUUUCUGGACGAGUUUGGAAUACACUGCGAGAAGGCGGACAAUGGCGAGAAGUGCUACAAAACACGAUGCACCAAGGGCUGUGCCCAGUGGUAUCGCGCCCUCAAGGAGCUGGAGUCCUGCCAGGAGGCCUGCCUGUCUCUCCAGUUUUACCCGCACGACAUGCCCUGCAUCGGCGCUUGCGAAAUGGCCCAGCGGGACUACUGGCACCUCCAGCGGCUGGCCAUCAGCCACCUGGUGGAGCGGACGCAGCCGCAGCUGGAGCGAGCGCCGCGGGCGGACGGACAGGCCACGCCACUCACCAUUCGCUGGGCGAUGCACUUUCCGGAGCACUACCUGGCCAGCAGACCCUUCAACAUUCAGUACCAGUAUGUGGAUCACCACGGCGAUGAGCUGGUUGCCGAGCCGGAAGACCGGGAUGCAUCUGGAGCGGCGGGUUCCAGUGCCUGGUUCAACUUGGCGAAUUACGACUGUGACGAGUAUUAUGUGUGCGAGAUACUGGAGGCCCUGAUACCCUACACUCAAUACAGGUUCCGUUUUGAGUUGCCCUUCGGCGAGAACAGGGACGAAGUGCUGUACUCCCCGGCCACGCCCGCCUACCAAACGCCCCCCGAGGGCGCGCCCAUCUCGGCUCCGGUCGUGGAGCACCUGUUGGGUCUGGACCAGAGCCACGUGGCUGUCCACUGGCAUCCCGGCCGCUUCACCAAUGGACCCAUCGAGGGCUACCGCCUGCGCUUGAGCUCCUCCGAGGGAAACGGCACCACUGAACAGCUCGUUCCGGCUGGACGAGGUAGCUACAUCUUCGCCCAGCUGCUGGCCGGCACCAACUAUACCCUGGAACUGAGCAUGAUCAACAAACAGGGUGAGGGUCCGUUGGCCAAGGGACUAGUGCAGACUCACUCCUCCCCAAGUGAUAAGCCUGUCAAGGAUCUAACAGAGAGUGUCCUGCUCGCCGGACGAAGGGCAGUGAUGUGGCAAUCGCUGGAACCGGCCGGCGAAAAUUCCAUGAUCUAUCAGUCUCAGGAGGAGCUGGCGGAUGUCGCCUGGUCCAAGCGGGAGCAACAACUGUGGCUGCUCAACGUCCAUGGCGAGUUGCGCAGCUUAAAAUUUGAAGCCGGCCAGAUGGUGAGUCCCGCCCAGCAGCUGAAGCUGGAUCUGGGUAACAUUUCCAGCGGAAGGCUGGUUCCACGCCGAUUGAGCCUUGACUGGCUGCAUCAUCGACUGUACUUCGCCAUGGAGUCGCUAGACCGCAACCAAACCAGCUUCCAGAUCAUCAGCACGGAUUUGCUGGGUGCAUCAGCGCAGAAAGUGGGCGAGUCUUUCGAUCUGCCCGUUGAGCAGCUGGAAGUGGAUGCCUUGAAUGGGUGGGUCUUCUGGCGAAACGAGGAGUCGCUGUGGCGCCAGGAUCUAAAUGGUCGAAUGAGCCAUCGGCUGGUGAGAAUCAGGCAGCCGGGCUGGUUCGUUGUGCAGCCGCAACACUUCCUCAUCCGAAUGAUGCUGCCGCAGGAGGGCAAAUUCCUGGAGAUUAGCUACGAUGGCGGAUUCAAGCAUCCACUGCCACUACCAGCUGGAGCUGCCUCCAACCAUUGGCAAAGCUUUGCCCUGCUUGGUCGCUCGCUGCUCCUGCCCGAUGCUGGUCAGCUGAUCCUGGUCGAGCAGCAGGCUCAGGGAGCCAGUCCCAGUGCCUCCUGGCCACUAAAGAACUUGCCCGACUGCUGGGCCGUGAUUCUUCUUGUGCCGGAAAGCCAGCCACUGACCAGCGCUGGAGGAAAACCGUACGGCUUGAAGGCCUUGCUGGGAGCCCAGGCGGCGAAGAUCUCGUGGAGGGAGCCGGAACGCAAUCCCUACCAGUCGGCGGACGCAGCACGCGGUUGGAGCUACGAACUGGAGGUGCUGGACGUGGCCAGCCAAAGUGCCUUUAGCAUACGCAAUAUACGCGGACCCUUCUUUGGCCUGCAGCGUCUGCAGCCGGAUAAUCUGUACCAACUGCGAGUGAGGACAAUAAAUGUGGAUGGAGAGCCGGGCGAGUGGACUGAGCCGCUGGCAGCCCGCACCUGGCCGCUGGGUCCACAUCGGUUGAGGUGGACCAGCCGGCAGGGAAGUGUCCUUCAUACCGACGAGCUGGGCGAGGGCUUGCAAGUGCAGCAGGAGCAGUUGGAGCGCCUAGCCGGACCCUUGACUAUGGUGAAUGACAGCGUGGGCUACUACGUCACGGGCGAGGGUCUGCUGCACUGCAUCAAUCUGGUGCACAGCCAGUGGGGAUGCCCCAUCUCGGAGCCACUGCAGCACGUGGGUUCGGUGACCUACGACUGGCGGGGCGGUAGAGUUUACUGGACGGAUCUGGCCAGGAAUUGCGUGGUGCGCAUGGAUCCAUGGUCGGGCAGCCGGGAAUUGUUGCCCAUCUUUGAGGCAAACUUCCUGGCACUGGACUCUCGUCAGGGUCACCUGUACUACACCACCAGCUCCCAGCUCUGCCGACAUGGCUCCACUCCCGAUGAAGCGGUCACCUAUUAUCGUGUUAAUGGACUGGAGGGCAGCAUCGCCUCCUUUGUGCUGGACACCCAGCAGGAUCAGCUUUACUGGCUUGUAAAGGGUGCGGGUGCACUGCGUCUGUAUCGUGCGCCCCUGACAGCUGGUGGGGAUGCGCUGCAGAUGAUCCACCAGAUAAAAGGUGGCUUCCAGGCUGUCCCGGACAGCUUGCAACUCCUGCGGCCUUUGGGCGCUCUUCUUUGGCUGGAGCGGAGUGGCAGAAGAGCUCGCUUGGUCCGCCUGGCUGCACCUCAGGAUGUCAUGGAGCUACCGACUCCGGAUCAGGCCUCUCCCGCCUCCGCUUUGCAGUUACUAGAGCCACAACCAUUGCUCCCGCCGGAUGAGGGCGUUAUUCCCAUGACUGUGAUCCCGGAUAGCGUGCGUCUGGACGAUGGCCACUGGGACGACUUCCAUGUGCGCUGGCAGCCUUCCACGUCCGGUGGCAACCACAGCGUCUCGUAUCGCCUGCUUCUCGAGUUCGGACAACGACUUCAAACCUUGGAUUUGAGCACGCCAUUUGCCCGGUUGACCCAAUUGCCGCAGGCACAGUUGCAGCUGAAGAUCAGCAUCACACCGCGAACCGCGUGGCGAAGCGGAGACACCACUCGGGUGCAGCUCACCACCCCGCCGGUGGCUCCUAGUCAGCCUCGUCGGCUGCGCGUGUUCGUUGAGCGCUUGUCCACCGCCCUCCAGGAGGCCAAUGUGAGUGCUGUGCUCCGCUGGGAUGCGCCGGAACAGGGUCAGGAGGCGCCGAUGCAGGCGCUGGAGUACCACAUUAGCUGCUGGCUGGGCUCGGAGCUGCACGAGGAGCUGCGUCUGAACCAGAGCGCCCUGGAGGCCCGCGUGGAGCAUCUGCAGCCGGAUCAGACUUACCACUUUCAGGUGGAGGCACGUGUGGCUGCCACGGGCGCAGCAGCGGGAGCAGCUAGCCAUGCCCUCCACGUGGCACCGGAGGUGCAGGCGGUACCACGCCUGCUCUACGCCAAUGCGGAGUUCAUUGGAGAACUGGACCUGGAUACGCGGAAUCGCAGGAGACUGGUGCACACGGCCAGUCCGGUGGAGCAUCUGGCGGGCAUCGAGGGCGAGCAGCGAUUGCUGUGGGUCAACGAGCACGUGGAGCUGCUCACCCAUGUCCCGGGAUCAGCUCCAGCGAAGCUGGCCAGGAUGAGGGCCGAGGUCUUGGCCCUGGCCGUGGACUGGGUUCAGCGGAUCGUCUACUGGGCGGAACUGGAUGCCACUGCACCGCAGGCGGCGGUUAUCUAUCGCCUGGAUCUGUGCAACUUCGAGGGCAAGAUCCAGCAGGGCGAUCGCAUGUGGAGCACUCCCAGGGGCCGUUUGCUAAAGGAUCUGGUGGCCUUGCCACAGGCGCAAUCCCUCAUUUGGUUAGAGUACGAGCAGGGAGCUCCGAGAAACGGUUCCCUUCGGGGCAGAAAUCUAACCGAUGGCUCGCAGCUGGAAUGGGCCACGGUUCAGCCGCUAGUCCGUCUGCAUGCUGGCAGCUUGGAGCCCGGAUCCGAGACCUUGAACCUGGUGGACAACCAGGGCAAGCUGUGUGUCUACGAUGUGGCCCGCCAGCUGUGCACGGCCAGCGCUCUGCGGGCACAGCUGAACCUGCUUGGCGAGGACUCAAUUGGCGGUCAGUUGGCCCAGGACUCGGGAUACCUCUAUGCCGUGAAAAACUGGAGUAUUCGUGCCUACGGGCGCCGCCGCCAGCAGCUGGAGUAUACGGUGGAACUGGAGCCGGAGGAGGUGCGUCUGCUGCAGGCACACAACUAUCAGGCCUAUCCGCCCAGGAGCUGUCUGCUCCUUCCCUCGUCCGGUGGAUUCUUCCUAACAGAUACCGAUUGUGAGGAGCAGAGAUGCCAGCUGCAUCUACCCAUUAUCAAAGCGUCCGAAGAUUGUGCACUGCCUGUUCCCGGGGUUAGAUACCAACUGAAUCUUACUUUGGCCAAGGAGAGGGGAUCCGAGGAGCAGCAGCAUGAGGAGGAGCCCCUGGGACAGUGGCUGCUCAGUGCUGGGGAUUCGGUAAAUCUUACAGACCUGCUGCCCUUCACUCGCUAUCGUGUGGCAGGAAUCCUGAGCAGCUAUUACCAAAAGAAGUUGGCAUUACCCACCGUGGUGCUGCCCCCACUGGAGCUCCUCACCGCCUCUGCCACGCCCUCGCCUCCAAGGAACUUCAGUGUGCGUGUGCUGAGUCCCAGGGAACUGGAGGUCAGCUGGUUGCCGCCAGAGCAGCUGCGCAGCGAAAGUGUCUACUACACGCUCCACUGGCAACAGGAACUGGACGGUGAGGAGGUCCAGGAUCGGCGGGAAUGGGAGGCACAUGAGCGGCGCCUGGAGACGGCGGGCACUCAUCGUUUGACCGGAAUCAAGCCGGGAUCUGGGUAUAGCCUGUGGGUUCAGGCCCAUGCCACUCCCGCCAAGAGCAACAGCAGCGAGCGGCUGCAUGUGCGCAGUUUCGCGGAGUUGCCGGAGCUGCAGCUCCUGGAGCUGGGACCAUAUUCUCUGAGCCUCACCUGGGCGGGAACCCCGGAUCCUCUGGGCUCCCUGCAGCUCGAGUGCCGAUCGUCGGGUGAGCAACUACGUCGGAAUGUUGCCGGGAAUCACACAAAGAUGGUGGUGGAGCCACUGCAGCCACGCACCCGCUACCAGUGCUGCCUGCUCCUGGGCUAUGCGGCCACGCCAGGAGCUCCACUGUACCAUGGAACAGCAGAGGUGUACGAGACUCUGGGGGAUGCGCCCAGUCAGCCGGGCAAGCCGCAGCUGGAGCACAUCGCCGAGGAGGUGUUUCGUGUCACCUGGACGGCGGCCCGCGGCAAUGGAGCACCCAUCGCCCUCUACAAUCUGGAGGCCCUCCAGGCGCGCAGCGACAUCCGCCGGAAGCGCAGAAGAAGGCGACGCAAUAGCGGUGGAUCCCUGGAGCAGCUGCCGUGGGCCGAGGAGCCGGUGGUCGUCGAGGAUCAGUGGCUGGACUUCUGCAACACCACCGAACUGAGCUGCAUUGUGAAGAGUCUGCACUCGAACAGGUUGCUCCUCUUCCGGGUGCGUGCGAGGAGCUUGGAGCACGGCUGGGGACCUUACAGCGAGGAGAGCGAGCGGGUGGCGGAGCCCUUCGUCUCGCCGGAGAAGAGAGGAUCCCUGGUCCUGGCCAUCAUCGCGCCGGCUGCCAUCGUCUCCAGCUGCGUCCUGGCAUUGGUGCUCGUUCGAAAGGUUCAAAAGCGCCGCCUGCGCGCCAAGAAACUGCUCCAGCCGAGCCGUCCCAGCAUUUGGAGUAACCUGUCCACCUUGCAAACGCAACAGCAGCUGAUGGCCGCCAGGAAUCGCGCCUUCUCCACCACGCUGAGUGAUGCGGACAUCGCUCUGCUGCCCCAAAUCAAUUGGAGCCAACUGAAGUUGCUGCGAUUUCUGGGCAGCGGAGCUUUUGGUGAGGUGUACGAGGGCCAGUUGAAUACGGAGGACUCCGAGGAGCCGCAACGCGUGGCCAUCAAGAGCCUCCGCAAGGGAGCCAGCGAAUUUGCCGAGCUGCUCCAGGAGGCUCAGCUGAUGAGCAACUUCAAGCACGAAAACAUCGUGUGCCUGGUGGGGAUCUGCUUUGACACCGAGUCCAUCUCGCUGAUCAUGGAGCACAUGGAGGCGGGCGAUUUGCUUAGUUACCUACGUGCCGCCAGGGCUACCAGCACCCAGGAGCCGCAACCCACCGCUGGACUCUCGCUCUCUGAACUCCUGGCCAUGUGCAUUGAUGUGGCCAACGGCUGCAGUUACCUGGAGGACAUGCACUUCGUGCACCGCGACUUGGCCUGUCGGAACUGCUUGGUCACGGAAUCGACGGGCGGCACGGAUCGUCGGCGCACCGUAAAGAUCGGGGACUUCGGACUGGCGAGGGACAUCUACAAGAGCGACUAUUACCGCAAGGAGGGCGAGGGCCUGCUCCCGGUGCGCUGGAUGUCGCCGGAGAGCCUCGUCGACGGGCUCUUCACCACCCAAUCGGAUGUGUGGGCCUUUGGGGUGCUCUGCUGGGAGAUCCUCACCCUGGGUCAGCAGCCGUAUGCGGCGAGGAACAACUUCGAGGUGCUGGCCCAUGUCAAGGAGGGCGGACGGCUCCAGCAGCCGCCCAUGUGCACGGAGAAGCUUUACUCGCUGCUGCUCCUUUGCUGGCGAACGGAUCCCUGGGAGCGGCCCAGUUUCCGGCGCUGCUACAACACACUCCAUGCCAUCAGCACCGAUCUUCGGCGCAGCCAAAUGGCAUCGGGAACGGGGGAUACGGUGGUCAGCUGCUCCAGGCCGGAGUUCAAGGUGCGAUUCGAUGGCCAGCAGCUGGAGGAGCCAAGGGAGCACAAGGAGCAGCCGGCGGAGGAGAGUCUGACGCUGCGAGAGGUGCCGCUCAAGGAGAAGCAAUUUUAUGCCAACGAAGGAGUCUCCCGACUUUAAAAUUGGAACCCCCACGUCCUUCACAAAGGUAGUCUCAAAUCGAGGUGGUCGAAUUAGCUUUCCAUUUAAUCUAAGCCUUAAUUUUAAAUGGCCCAUAAGGCGGGCAAGUUUAUAUUCUACUUCGGAUUAAGAUACUUUUUUUUUUCUCAGAUACAGGAAUUAUGGGCAAGCAUUGCCUAUAAGUUUUAUUUGCACAGCUAUUUAUUUAUUUGUAAUACUUCAAUGAAUGGAUAGAUGUAAAUAUAUUAUUAUAUUUUUGGUACUAGCGAACGUUUUAAACGUAAAUUUCCUCUGUAAUAUUUGCUCUUAAUAACCAUAUUUUUAGCAAAAUAGAAAUUGUGGGGCUCUGCAUGUAUUUACCGCGAAAUUUUAUUUAAUUAUAUUUAUAUCAGCGGCUUAGGCUGGCGUGCUCAAAAAAAGAAACUUUA